This is a messenger RNA of Arvicanthis niloticus (Nile rat), 5146 nucleotides long. The record is from RefSeq and is a predicted model, not a curated record. Lineage: Eukaryota; Metazoa; Chordata; Mammalia; Rodentia; Muridae.
GGGAGCUGUAACUAUCUCACCACUGAACCUAUUACUUUUCCAAGAUCAGAAAAGUAUUCCAUGAACAGGGACCAUUCCUUCCUUGUUCAGAUAAGAAUUCAAGAAGUUGACUACUACAAGAGGGAAUCUGAAAAAUGACGGGAGCAAAGAGGAAAAAGAGAAGCACACUGUGGGGCAAGAUGCACACCCCCCACCGAGAAGACAUUAAACAGUGGUGCAAGAGGCGCUUACCUAUCUUGGAAUGGGCACCACAGUACAAUCUGAAGGAAAACCUGCUUCCAGACACUGUGUCUGGGGUCAUGUUGGCAGUUCAACAGGUGACACAAGGGUUGUCCUUCGCUAUGCUUUCAUCUGUCCACCCAGUUUUUGGUUUAUAUGGAUCUCUGUUUCCAGCCAUUAUUUAUGCUAUAUUUGGAAUGGGACGCCAUGUUGCCACAGGCACCUUUGCCUUGACGUCCUUGAUAUCAGCCAACGCUGUGGAACGGCUGGUCCCUCAGAGCAGCAGGAACCUCACCACACAGAGCAACUCAAGUGUGCUGGGCUUAUCCGAGUUUGAGCUGCAGAGAAUCGGGGUUGCAGCGGCCGUUUCAUUCUUGGGUGGAGUGAUUCAGCUGGUCAUGUUUGUGCUGCAGCUGGGCAGUGCCACAUUCCUGCUUACAGAGCCUGUGAUCAGCGCCAUGACCACAGGGGCCGCCACCCAUGUCGUGACGUCACAAGUCAAGUAUCUCUUGGGAAUAAAAAUGCCAUAUAUAUCCGGACCACUGGGAUUCUUUUAUAUUUAUGCGUAUGUUUUUGAGAACAUCAAGUCUGUCCAGCUGGAAGCACUGCUCUUGUCCUUGCUAAGCAUCAUUGUCCUUGUUCUCGUUAAAGAGCUGAAUGAACAGUUUAAAAGAAAAAUUAAAGUUGUUCUUCCCAUCGACUUAGUUCUGAUCAUUGCAGCUUCAUUUGCUUGCUAUUGUACCAACAUGGAAAACACAUAUGGAUUAGAAGUAGUUGGGCACAUUCCAAACGGGAUUCCUCCGCCCCGUGCUCCCCCCAUGAACAUCCUCUCUGCGGUGCUCACUGAAGCUUUUGGAGUUGCACUUGUAGGCUACGUGGCCUCGUUGGCUCUUGCACAAGGAUCUGCCAAGAAGUUCAAAUAUUCAGUUGAUGACAACCAGGAAUUUUUGGCCCAUGGCCUCAGCAACGUGAUCCCUUCAUUUCUCUUCUGCAUCCCAAGCGCUGCUGCCAUGGGAAGGACAGCUGGUCUGUACAGCACGGGCGCAAAGACGCAGGUGGCUUGUCUAAUAUCUUGCAUUCUCAUCCUUAUCGUCAUCUAUGCAAUAGGACCUUUGCUGUACUGGCUGCCCAUGUGCGUUCUUGCAAGUAUUAUUGUUGUGGGACUGAAGGGAAUGUUAAUACAGUUCCGGGAUUUAAGAAAAUACUGGAAUGUGGAUAAAAUCGAUUGGGGCAUAUGGAUCAGUACUUACAUUUUUACAAUAUGCUUUGCUGCCAAUGUGGGACUGUUGUUUGGUGUUGUCUGCACCAUAGCUAUCGUGUUAGGACGCUUCCCAAGGGCAAAGACUUUAAGUAUAACAGACAUGAAAGAAAUGGAAUUGAAGGUGAAGACAGAAAUGCAUGAUGAAACCUCACAACAGAUAAAAAUCAUCUCAAUAAACAACCCACUUGUUUUUCUGAAUGCAAAGAAAUUUAGUGCUGAUUUGAUGAACAUCAUCCUAAAGGAAAAUGAAAGCAGCCAACCACAUGAUGAUGUCAAGUGUGAACAGAACACCUUGCUCAGUUCCCUGUCUAAUGGCAACUGCAAUGAAGAAGCUUCCCAGCCCCCUGCCCCAGUGAGUAAGUGUUUCUUGGUCCUGAAUUGCAUUGGUUUGGACCUUUUCGACUACACAGGAGUCUCCACACUUGUUCAGCUCUACCUUGAUUGCAAGGGCAGGAGUGUGGAUGUGUUCUUAGCCAACUGUACAGCAUCCUUGAUAAAAGCAAUGACAUACUAUGGAGACCUAGACACAGAAAAACCAAUUUUCUUUGACUCGGUACCUGCUGCAAUAAGUAUCAUCCAAUCAAAUAAGAAUUUGAGCAAGGCCAGUGACCACAGUGAAGUCUGAGGCCCAUGUGUUGAAAUGCACGUCUGUCUCAUCUUUUGCAACUGCCACAAAGAAGCCAGAUACUGGCAUUUUGCACACAUUUGGAUGUAUACGAUAUAUCACUCAGUAAGGAUGAUAUGACUUGGCAGAUGCAUAGCCACUGGCCAAGACUUGCUGACCUCCUAUUUUUUUUCCUAAUUUUUCUUAAUGAGCAGAUUUGUUUAGUUAUUUUAUAUAGGCAUCAAUAUGUAUGUAGCUUUAGUUUACUGAACAGUAAAUAUGCUUUUAUUUCCUAUUAUGAGAGUAUUUUUAUGGUCUUAUUUCUGUUUUGUUGUAAGCUAACAAAUGGAGAAACCCUUUUAUCAGAAAUGGUUUUGAUUAUUUAUAAGCCAUUUGUAAAAAAAAAAAAAUUAAGAUCAUCUAGUACAUAAAAAAGUAUUAGUGAAUGUGCCAUUUCUCCAUAGUUUUUAUCCCAAAGUUAUUUAAACAUUAAUAAGAUAAAGAAUCACUUUAUACAGUAAAAAUGAAAUCCAUAGAUAUAAAGAAAUUGAGAAAAAAAGACAAAGUAGAAGUUAUUAAUGUCAAUACCCAUCAAUGCAGUCACUCCAACAAUAUUCAUGUAUUAACUAUGAGUUCAUAUGUGGAAGAAAACUGAUGUUUUAGCAAAACUAAAAUGUUUUCAGCAUUAAUCUUCUGAGUUGUAGAUACCAUUGAUGUGUUCAAUCAGAUAACUCUUGACUUCUGCCUUCCCACAUAUAAGAUAAUCUGCCUUCAGACUUACUUUAUUAUAAUCAGAGAAUAUGAGAAUUUGACAUGCAAUUUUUUUCACAAAUAUCUUUUUGAUGACAAAAUAUCAUAAGUAGAAUGCUUUUGGAUACAAGAUUAACCCUUAGAAAUUUUUAAUUUUCUAUUUGAGAUAUAAAAAGUUAGUAGAAUGUAAUAUAUUAACAUCUAUCUAUACCAAGAUAGAUAGAUGGCAGAUAGAAUGACAGUCAGACAGAGAGACAGAAGGCAGGUAGACAACAGACAGACAGAUGACAGAUAGAUCUCCAUGGUAUGUUUUCCAUUUUCUUUUGUUAGAGGUGAGCUUGAAUGUGAUUACUGUAAAUUUGCUAAAAUGAUAGGAUAAUUUUCAACACUAAUGGCCAGAUAUAAGUGUAAACAUUUUUUCAUGCUUGUAUAUUUUAUUUUUAACUAUAUACAAGCAUACAGUUUCAUAAUUUUCUAACGAAUUGUCUUAUAUAUGAAGCCAUAGAUUAAAUUAUGCUUUAUUCUUAAUGGCAUCUAAACUAUUCUACAGAUUUAACACCAUCAGAAUAAAGCAGGUACUACAAAGAGAGUUUGAAAAGCAAGUUAAAAAUAGAAAUUAAAUAAUUGGCCUUCUAGUAUGGUUCUUAUGGGUGUCUGUAAGAGCAAAUUCUAACUCCUAUCUGAGUGACAGAUUGGAAUAUUCCUUAACCUAUGCAAGGUAAACACUCACACAAUCCUUCGUUUUAACACCUCACUCUUUGGUAGAAUGAAAUAAUAAAUGAAAAUGCCAAAAGCAGUGUUCCAAAUUUUCAUGGUCAUUUUCAAUUUUACUGAAACAAAUUCAAAAGAACAGUCUUGGUCACCAAAAUUGCUUCAAUCUCUUCAUCACUUAUUGGGGUAGUACCAAGUAAGGCAAAUACUUCAGUAUCAUUCAUCAAAUGCUUUUCUAAGGGAAGGUUGAGAGAGAAUUAGGAAUAGAGAGGAGUUCUAUUCUGCAUCUCCACUUUCAUAAUUCUAAUGGGUCAGGGAGGUGAUAUUCUUCAUCCCCAAUCCACCGGACUUUAUCAUAUAAUCAUGAGUUACGCAAAGCCAAGAAAAAUAUAUUAUGGUCCAUAUAAAGUGAUAUUUUGCUACACAAGUUUGGCCUUAAUUAAACUCAUGCAUUGUAGGCAUUUUACUUUUUUGUAGACUAUGGACCCUGGCUGCUACUAAAGUCAUUAUUGUUGGAUGGUUUGUUCUGUUUUGUUGUUAAUACUCCGACAGUAGGUCUGAGAAAUUGCAUCUGAGUGCAUUUAAGUAUUUAGAGUAUAAGUUUAAUGCAUAAACAUUAACCCCAUUAAUUUCAGUAUCAAACAUUGUCAAAGACAAGGAAGACCAAACCACACAUUGUAUAAAGUCUACUGCUCUGUAGUUUAUGCCAAGACCACAAUGACUCUUUACUCAAAGAAAGUCUCUUGAAUUAAAUUCUGAGACCCCAAGAACUGCACAUAAGUUUUAGACGUACAAGUGUUUAUUUCAAAGAAGAAGCAGAGAACACAGAAGCUACAACAUGGCUCUAGUGUUGCAAUGUUUUCUAUCAGCACAUGGAUCUAUUCUUAUGGGACCAUGUUAUUUUUAUAUGAUAAACUCCUUUCAUAGUACUUAUUAUAGUAAAAUAACAUAAAAAACUGACCUAUACACAUGUUAAGAACCUAAUAUGACAGAUAUGAAAUAUGUAACUAGGAAAAACUGUUAACAUUAAACAUCACAUUUAUGCAAAUUAAAUGCCCUUAAAAUUUUGCCAUUUGUCUUUCAUUUUAAAGGUUAUUUGCCCUCAAUUAUGUAAUUUCAGUGUUAUAAAGUUUAGCUUAAACUACUUUGCAAUAAUUUAUUUGACAGAUUUCCAUUCUGUAACCAUGCAAUGUAAUGAGGACAGAGACUUUUCCUUUUUAAUGAAAACAUUAACGUGUUAAUAUCCUGUAUGAAUAAUGCUUGGCAUUCAACGAUUGUGGAAAUAUGUUGGUAUGUUGCUGAACACACACACACACACUCUGUAAUGCCAGUUCUUCAUUCUGUGGUCAGAUGAUCUGACUCUAUACCACAUUUGCUUUCUGGCAGUGAGUUUAUUGCCAGAUUUUAAACAGGGAGUUAAGUGGUGCUUGUGGCGCUUUCAGAAUCCAAAGAUUUGUAGUUUGGAAUCAUGUAGUCUAAUAUGCUGCACUUAUUUUUAUAUUUUUCAAUGCACUUAAUUAUUGUUUUUUAUAAUUAUUUGUACUAACUCAGCAUGUAACAACCAAUUUACAUGGAAAUAAAUUGAAAUAUGAUAGCAACAA